Molecule: messenger RNA, 2007 nt
Organism: Volvox carteri f. nagariensis
Lineage: Eukaryota; Viridiplantae; Chlorophyta; Chlorophyceae; Chlamydomonadales; Volvocaceae
Exons: 4
Coding region: 1-2007 (668 amino acids)
Source: RefSeq, a predicted model, not a curated record
AUGCUCUACAGCGCCAGGCUUCGGUUCCCCGUUUACGAUGUCGGCAGCGACAGGGCCCGCCCCGAAGACAAGCACGCGUCGGAUGGCAGCGCCCUCCUGCUCAUCCCACACGGCGGGAUGUUCCGGGGCGGGCCGUUCCGCAAGUUUAAGGCGUGGGUCGCGUGCGGCAACGGUGACAGUCCCGACGCCGGACGCGUGGAGCUCGCCAUCAGGGAAUCCGCUCCCGACGACUUCGUCGCUCAGCUACAAGCAGCGGCCGAUAGCAGCACGCCCCUCUACGUGUAUGGUGCCAAGAUCAGCCCCUCCAAUAGCAAAGCUUAUAUGAAUAGCGUCUUCCUCAGCGGCUCGCUUGUAGCAGCAGCGAGUGCCCCCGGCAAACGCCCUCCCAAACGAGUGCACACCUUCCAGGCGGCUGUUCAGCGAACUACCGCAGCCACCGUGCCCGCCGACACGACUGAUAUGGUAUUGGCUUGGGAGCAGCGUAGCCGCAGUGCCCUUGUUUUACCGUCGGAUGGUCCACACGCCUCGGCCACCCUGUCACCCAACCCCACUUCUGUCACUGUAGUCGGCUCACUACCGGUCCUCCCGCUCGUCCUCACAAUCGGCAGCCGCAGUUAUCCGGUGUGCACCGACAGCAUCGCCGUCAUGCAACAGUUGCCAAACUACGACGAGUUCUUCGGCAGCGCCAGCUUCGCAGACGAUAAUGAUCGUAUGGCGUACGCUGCUUACGACUCGUUCACCGUCACCGGUACCAUCACCACCAAGACAGAAGGGCUGGGUGCAUUCCGUGCACUUGUGGGUUCGACUCCCACACAAGUUGGCGGCGUCCCUCGCAUCUACACUGGUUUGCAUGUGUUGAAGCUGCUGCUCCGGCAAGCCUUCGUGCUGUUCUCUUCGGUGUCCUCCGUUAGGCGCGAAACGAAUGAGGACCGCCUCUUUGCCGGCGCCCAGAGCCGCUACGGCAGCUUCAUCGCUGGUGUGAAUACCGCCGGCCAGGGGAUAGUAAUUAUGCAGAUUGACGAUGUCAUCCUCGGCAGGCUGGAGAGCAGCCACGCGUUCGGCCACCGCGUGAUGUUCGCCAACAUGGAUGCAGCUUCCCUGCCGCCUUUCAUAACUUCUCGUUUCGCUGGGGUGACGGUGGGGCAGUUUAAAGCCUCCUCAGCGACGCGGAUUUCCGUGGAGCCCUCCUCCGCUGUCCCAAUGCUCUACAGCGCCAGGCUUCGGUUCCCCGUUUACGAUGUCGGCAGCGACAGGGCCCGCCCCGAAGACAAGCACGCGUCGGAUGGCAGCGCCCUCCUGCUCAUCCCACACGGCGGGAUGUUCCGGGGCGGGCCGUUCCGCAAGUUUAAGGCGUGGGUCGCGUGCGGCAACGGUGACAGUCCCGACGCCAGACACGUGGAGCUCGCCAUCAGAGAAUCCGCUCCCGACGACUUCGUCGCUCAGCUACAAGCAGCGGCCGAUAGCAGCACGCCCCUUUACGUGUAUGGUGCCAAGAUCAGCCCCUCCAAUAGCAAAGCUUAUAUGAAUAGUGUCUUCCUCAGCGGCUCGCUUGUAGCAGCAGCGACUGCCCCCGGCAAACGCCCUCCCAAACGAGUGCACACCUUCCAGGCGGCUGUUCAGCGAACUACCGCGGCCACCGUGCCCGCCGACACAACUGAUAUGGUAUUGGCUUGGGAGCAGUGUAGCCGCAGUGCCCUUGUUUUACCGUUGGAUGGUCCACACGCCUCGGCCACCCUGUCACCCAACCCCACUUCUGUCACUGUAGUCGGCUCACUACCGGUCCUCCCGCUCGUCCUCACAAUCGGCAGCCGCAGUUAUCCGGUGUGCACCGACAGCAUCGCCGUCAUGCAACAGUUACCGAACUACGACGAGUUCUUCGGCAGCGCCAGCUUCGCAGACGAUAAUGAUCGUAUGGUGUACGCUGCUUACGACUCAUUCACCGUCACCGGUACCAUCACCACCAAGACAGAAGGUCGAACAACGUUUAUCACAGCUCUGCAGGAAUGA